Messenger RNA from Cladophialophora yegresii CBS 114405, 717 nucleotides. RefSeq lists its product as uncharacterized. The record is from RefSeq and is a predicted model, not a curated record. The transcript has a single exon. Gene Ontology annotation, molecular function: S-adenosylmethionine-dependent methyltransferase activity; O-methyltransferase activity. NCBI's taxonomy places the organism in Eukaryota, Fungi, Ascomycota, Eurotiomycetes, Chaetothyriales, Herpotrichiellaceae. Bases 1 to 717 code for a protein of 238 amino acids.
AUGUCUCCCCCAACCCUGUACCAACGAAUCCAACAAAUCGACUCGCAAGCCCAUGCGGCGCUCCUGCCCACCAACACGCCCCUCGCCACGGCCCUCUCCCACGCACUCACAAACUCCGCCGCGCAAGGCCUGCCCCCAAUCACCAUCUCCCCGCUCCAGGGCCAAUACCUCGCCAUCCAAGCCCAGCUGAUCUCCGCGCGACGGGUGCUCGAGGUCGGCACCCUGGGAGGCUACUCGAGCAUCUGGUUCGCGAGCUCCGGCGCGCACGUCACCUCGUUGGAGAUCGACGCGCAUCACUGCGCGGUGGCGGUCGAGAAUGUCCAGCGCGCGGGAUACAGUGACAGUGUUGAUAUCGUGCUGGGGGACGCGAUGGAUACGUUGCCUCGACUUGCGGCGGCGGCGGCUGGUGCUGCUGACGGAAAGGACUCCCAGGGGCUAUUCGACCUCGUGUUCAUCGAUGCGGACUGGGAUAUGCAAGUCGAGUAUUUCGCGUGGGCCGUGCAGCUUGUCAGGCCUGGCGGGUGUAUUUACGUGGAUAACGCGGUCAGGGCGGCGCUAGAGCAGGGUGCCGCGAAAGAGACCUUGGUCGACAGGGUGGGCGGGAUGGAGGGCGUGCAGGCCACGCUGGUGAGUGUGGUGAGUGGUCAUAAGGGGCGUGAGGAGCAGAUGUUUGACGGGUUUCUGUUGGCUAUCGUGAAGGAGAAGGGAGGGGCUUGA